AUGACGGGUGAUUCGUUUCACGAGGUCGAACGUCGGUCUGAUCGAGAAAGCUAUCCAGGGGAAUCAUUAUAUCUGACCGAGAUGCUCAGCAAAGGUGAUGUUUCACGUCUCCGCUCUUUGAAUGGAUCACCCCCGCUACAGGAGGACAGCUGUAUUCAUGAGCUCAUCAGGCGCCGUUGCUUGUCCCAGCCCGCUGAUGCGGCAGUCUGUGCAUGGGAUGGGGACCUCAGCUAUUGGGACCUGGACCAGCUGUCCUCACAGCUAGCAACUCAGCUUAUAUCGCGUGGGACAGGUCCCAAUUCUGUCGUCGCUACGCUGUUGAAUAAGUCCAAAUGGACUCCAGUCGUGGUGCUAGCAAUUUUGAAAACUGGCGGGGCCUUCGUCUUACUUGAUUCGGCAUCCCCUUUGCCUCGCCUAAAUCAAGCCUGCGAAACGUCGCGCGCAAGGCUAAUUGUCUGCAGCAACGCGCUCCUGGCCACAGCAAAACGCCUAGGGCCGGAAGUGCUCCCUGUGUGUGAUGAACAGUUUCUGUCUAAAUCCAGCACGGCUAUCGUUGUGGGAAGCCUAGGUUUCCCCAGUAGCAACCUGGCUUAUGUUGUUUUCACCUCAGGUUCUACGGGGAAACCAAAGGGUGUACAGGUUUCCCACCGGUCAUUCUGCAGUAUGGCUCGACCGUAUAUCGACAGAAUAGGCUAUAGCCGACAGACGCGUGCCUUGGCCUUCUCUUCUUACGCGUUUGACGUUAGCAUAUCGGAUAUGCUGAUCCCGUUGAUCGCGGGGGGUUGUAUCUGUAUACCUUCGGAGAGUGACCUUCUAAACAACCUGCCAAGGGCAGCCGCUUAUUUCCGCGCCAACUUCGCCGAUAUGACACCUACGCUCUUGCGAACGCUGCGUCCGGAACAGAUACCCAGUUUCCGGACAAUUGUCGUGGGUGGCGAACCCGUCUCUCAAGACGUUAUGACAACUUGGGGUCCCCAUGUAACACUUGUCAAUGUGUAUGGGCCUGCCGAAUGUGCCAUCAACGCCACUGUGAACGUCGGUGUGACGCCGCAGACAGAUUCCUCAAAUGUCGGACUGCCUAUUGGUGCUCGACUGUGGAUCGUGCACCAGGAGGACCAGGAGAGACUCAUGCCAAUUGGUACCGCCGGCGAGCUCCUCAUCGAGGGCCCCAUUGUGGGGGACGGGUAUGCCAACGAUCCAGAACAGACUGCGGGAGCAUUUAUUGAACCACCAAGAUGGUUGGCCCACUUCCGGCACAACUUAUUCUCGAGGAAGCUUUACAAGACAGGAGACCGUGGGAGCAUCCAACCUGACGGUUCUUUGAAAAUCUUGGGCCGUAAAGAUACCCAAGUAAAAUUGCGGGGACAACGUAUUGAAUUGUCCGAGAUCGAACAUCAUGUCCACCAGCGUAUGCAUAAAUUCCACAGUGUGGUUGCGGAAAUUAUUUCUCCCCUGGAAGGGGACCGAAGUGCAUAUUUAGCCGUGUUUCUAUGUGACACAAAGCUGCACUCCGCUUCCAACCAAGCGAUGUUCGCUGAGCCAACAACUCAUGCGAGAGCGCAGGUGGUGACAGCACAUAAUCAACUGAACAGUCAGUUGCCUGGAUACAUGCUUCCCGGGGUGUUCCUAAACUUAUCCUCCCUACCAUUGACGGCCACGGGCAAACUCGAUCGUCGACGGCUGCAGGCAGAGGCAGCAUCUCUCUCACCAGAAGAGCUGUUCAGGUAUAACCUUCUGUCCGCCGUGGGGAGGCGCGAACCCAGCAACCCCACCGAGAGCCAGCUGCAGCAAAUCUGGGCCCAGGUGUUAAGUUUACCGCGCGAAGUGAUAGGCGUUGAUGAGGAUUUCUUCCGUCUGAGAGGUGACUCAUUUUCCGCUAUGCAGGUGGCCAAAAAAGCCCGCGCAGCCGGCCUGACUUGCCAGGUAGCAGACAUCUUCCGCUGCAAAACUAUCUCGGUCCUGGCACGAUCUUUGGGUGAGGUGACUCAAUCUCGCGUGGGGACGCCUGAGGAGCAGGUGGAGGAGCCAUUCUGUCCGACUUCAACCCCGCAGCCAUUUCUGGGACAGCUCCUACCAAAACAAUUUAGCAACUUCCUAUACUAUAUGCUGCCAGAGAUAGGUGUGCUACCGGCAGCGGUGAAAGAUGCAUAUCCAUGCUCUCCGAUUCAGCGAGGUAUGCUAAUAUCUCAGUCACAAGACCCUGAGGCAUACAAUUGCCGAAUCGUUUGUCAGAUUACUUCUCGAACGGAACCCGUGGACCUGAUCCGGGUGGCGGACUCGUGGCAGCAAGUCAUCCAGCGUCAUGACAUCUUGCGGACUAUAUUUAUGGGGAACGUGACCGGAACGGGGUACCACGAUCAAGUUGUGCUGAAGAAAGUGACAGCGGACAUUGAUAUGUUGGGACGUAUUGAAGAUACCGCAACAAUGGAAAAAGCGUUUGGUGCUGGCGUCACAUUCCCCGGAGGAAGGCAGCCCAUGCAUCGGUUGACCUUGUGGUCAGUCCCCGCAGGAGACGCUUUCUGUAAGCUCGAAAUCAGUCAUACCCUUAUUGAUGCAAUUUCAAUGGACAUCAUCCUGCGUGACAUCUCACGGGCAUACAACGGGCAACUGCGUGGCUCUCCGGGGCUUCAAUAUGGUGACUACAUUGCGAUGUUGCAGUCACAAUCCGAUGAGCCAAAUCGUCAUUACUGGGUCAGGUACCUUGAACAUGUUGAGCCGUGCCUCUUCCCUCGCCUUAACCAAAGCAGCCAGGACGAUGAUAAAGCAGAAUGGAAGUCUCUGAGCCUUGAUAUUGAACUGGACUCGACUUGGUGGAACUACUGCAAGGCACACAGCGUUACCUCAGCCCACAUAUUCCAAGUAGCUUGGGGUUUGGUCCUUCGCUGCUACACAGGUUGCGAUCAGGUCUGCUUUGGCUAUCUGAACUCAGGAAGAGAUGUAGCUCUCCCUGGAGUUGACGAUGGCGUGGGACCUUUCAUCAACCUGCUUGUUUCACGAAUGUUACUUGACCCUGGGGGCUCCCUGCGGCAAGUCAUGCAGCAAAGCCAAGCGGACUUUUCGCAAGCGUUAGGCCAUCAGAAUUUUGUCUUGGCUGAUGUUUUUCACUCUUUGAAUCUCUCGGGCAACGCACUCUUCAACACGGGCAUGUCACUGUACAGGAUUCAAAGCGGCAAGCACGACAAUGCCCCUGCCUCGACAAUAUCUCUUGAAACUAUUGAUGGCGGAGACAAUCCUGAGCAUGAUGUAGCAGUCCUGAUUGGUAUGUGCGAGGACAUAGCUACGAUUACUUUCACCUGCCGGACUAAGAUCAUUUCCGAAACGGACAUGGCAAAGCUGGGAGAGGCCUUCCGAGAAGCUGCCUCCGUAAUUAUUGCGACUGACCCUGACUCGGUAAUCGGGAAACUUCCACUAUUUUCACGUCAUAGUUCUCGGCUCGUCUCACAAAGAAUCUGGGGUAUGCAUGAGGCAGAGAAAUAUUGGCAAUCGCAAAUGGACAAUUAUAGCGGGGAAGCAUUUCCAACACUUCCUCCAAAUUGCACCCCCAAAGCCAAUGCAUCCAUAACUUUGUCCGCACCAAAAGAGGAAGGGCCAUAUCUCUCUGACGAUAAGAGUUCCUGUCUGCUGCAGCUUGCCUGGGCCGUUGUCAUAUCUCAGUACACCGGCUCUGAUGACGUCCUGUUUCAGGUCAUGGAUGCAGGGCUGGAAGACGGGGUAGCCCCGAUGAGGAUACGCAUCGAUCCUUCCGACCUCAUAUCCGACAAGCUCAGGGCAAUUAAAGAAGAUAGGGAAUUUCGGAGGUAUCUUCAACGAUGCACAGCUGGGACCACCCCUGCCUCUUAUCGUAAGCUUGAGGCUGUCUGCCAAUCUCACAAUCUCCUGGUUGUGCAGCAGUCGAAAAGCAAAGUCACCAGCAUGGCGAAAGGCCAUGAAGGCGUUGGGUUUGCACUUGUGGUAUCCUGUCGGUUAUUUAAAGACAAUACUACAAAGGUGCAAGUACAUUUCGACGAUACCUGGAUAGACAGCAUGCAGGCGCAGCGAUUCGGCUACCAGCUCAGCCAUAUUGUCGGACAGCUAAUUCAAAUGCCUACCAAGAGGAUAGGAGACGUUCGAACACUCAGCCCCAGGGAUAUCGAGCAGCUUGGCCAGUGGAACAGUACUGUCCCUACACCGGUCGAGAUGUGUGUACACGACGUGAUAUAUAAUAAUGCUGCUGCCCAUCCGGAAGCUCCUGCUGUAUGCGCGUGGGACGGGGAAUUCACAUACAAGCAACUGGAUGAGUACGCAACCAGGCUUGCAUGGCGUUUGAAGGAUCUGCAUGUCCGGCCUGGGGUCGUCGUGCCCAUUUGCCAAGAAAAAACAUGCUGGACCGCCGUUGCCAUCUUAGCCGUUUUAAAGGCUGGAGGAGCUUUCACUCUCCUCUCGCCAACGCUGCCCAGCGAUCGCUUGGCGGUAAUUGGGCAUGACCUCAAUGCACCCGUCGCGAUUUCUACGUCGCAGUCUGCUCCAGUCUGUCAUCAGCUAGCAGCGGAGGUCAUCAUAUCCGAAGACCUUGAGUCAGCACAGUUUGAAAAGGUCACCCCUCUACCACAACCAUCCCUUUGCCCUGCGAACCCUCUUUAUGUGGUGUAUACUUCUGGAUCCACAGGAAAGCCUAAGGGAGUCGUGAUCAGUCACACCUCGUACAUCACCGGUGCUAUAUCGCAGGAUCAUGUUCGAUCCAUAGGCCCGUCAUCUCGUGCCCUCCAGUUCGCUUCUUACAUGUUCGACGUGAGUGUUGCGGAUUACCUACGGACAUUACUAGCUGGUGGCUGCGUGUGCGUUCCUCGGGAGGACGAGUUGAAGGACAACCUCGUGGAGGUUAUUCGCCGACUACAUGUGAAUAGGAUGGAUAUUACCCCCUCUGUUCUACGGCUUCUAUCGCCAGAAGCCAUUCCUUCCGUGAAAACAAUAACUGUUGGUGGGGAGGCCCUGGCUCGAAAGGACGUGGAGCGGUGGAGUCAAAACGUGCAGCUUAUAAACUGCUAUGGUCCGGCUGAGUGCUCCUACUGUGUGACUGCAUCACAAAUACUCAGCAAUCGGUCAGAUCCCGUUAAUAUUGGUCGCGGCUUAGGCGCUAUCUGCUGGGUUGUUGAUCCUGACGACCACAGGAAGCUCGUCCCUAUCGGUGCUGUUGGUGAGUUGGUGGUCGAAGGGCCUCUUGUGGGUUCUGGAUACCUUCACAACAACCAGAUGACUGCCAAAGCUUUCAUAACGGAUAGCCCUCCGUGGCUGAGCCGGUUGGGCCGGACUGGAACUCUGUACAAGAGUGGCGAUCUAGUGCAGUACUGUACGGAUGGUUCGUUUCGGUUUAUCGGGCGUAAAGACACGCAGGUAAAAAUAUACGGGCAACGCCUCGAGCUUGGGGAGGUCGAGUACCAUGUGGGCCAGUGUUUUCCACAUGCCAGUGAAGUUAUUGCUGAGGUAGUCCAACCGUCGCUGCCCGGAGAUGAAGCGCAGACCUUGUUGGCGGCUUUCGUUUGGACUGGUGAGACCAACUCUAAGGACGAUCAGGCGGGUCAAGUCCUUAGACCUCCCACGGCCGAAUUCAUAGCCGAUGCACAGCAAGCACGACAAAAACUGAGCCAACGCAUUCCCGGUUAUAUGGUUCCUCGAGUUUUCAUUCCCGUGAACAGGAUUCCUUUGACACAGAACGGAAAAGUUGAUCGUCGUUUGCUCCGGCUGCACAUCUCCCAAAUGUCCCGCGAGGAGCUAUCUAUGUCACCCACCUCUAAAGAAAAGACCAAGCGGGCACCUACGACAAAGACAGAGCACCUGCUACGCACGCUUAUUUCACAAGUACUAAAGAAACAUCCAGACGAAGUAGGUAUGGAUGACGACGUGUUCCAGCUUGGUAUGGAUUCUGUUGUUGUGUUUCGAUUCGUGCUACUUGCGAAGCAACAUGGUCUUGACAUCGCUGCAACCGAGGUGUUUCGCAGGCCAAAAAUCUCGGAUCUAGCAGAAUCGUAUGAGUCCGCCCGUGAAAGUACUAUAGAUGAACCGCUACCCAUUACCGCUCCAUCGACCUCAAAUUGA
Messenger RNA from Penicillium verrucosum, 6072 nucleotides. RefSeq names its product non-ribosomal peptide synthetase. Bases 1 to 6072 code for a protein of 2023 amino acids. The record is from RefSeq and is a predicted model, not a curated record. Gene Ontology annotation, molecular function: phosphopantetheine binding; catalytic activity. Gene Ontology annotation, biological process: amino acid activation for nonribosomal peptide biosynthetic process; secondary metabolite biosynthetic process. NCBI's taxonomy places the organism in Eukaryota, Fungi, Ascomycota, Eurotiomycetes, Eurotiales, Aspergillaceae. Gene Ontology annotation, cellular component: cytoplasm. The transcript is spliced from 2 exons.